AUGGUUAGGAUAAAUAAAUAUAAACAUAAACAUGAUGGAACAGAUGAAUUUUUUGAAAUUACAGAUUAUACACAAGCAUCAUCAUGGGAGAAUUUAAUUGCAAAAUUAGAAGAGGUUAUUUCAUCAAGUUGUGAAAAUCGUAAAUCAUCAUUUGAUCAUUCUUUUCAAUUUAAUAAUACAAAUUUUCAAUUAGUUUAUAUAUCACCAAUUAAUACUUUAUCAUUAAGUAAACAAGAAAUUUCUAAAAUUUCAAAAUUAAAAUAUAAUGGAUUUAUGAAUGCAAAAAAUGAUUUUCAAUAUAAAUUUAUAAAUAAUGAUAAUAAAGAAAAUAAUAAUAAUAAUAACAAUAGUACAAGUAAUAAUAAUAAUAAUAAUAAUAUUUAUCAAGUUGAAAAUUUUUUAAAUUGGUUUGGAAUUCAAGAAUAUUUUUUAAUGUUAGCAAUGAGAGAUAAUGGACCAAAUGUUACGGAUUUGUCUACUAUUAUGUCAGCAUUUUCAAUAGCAUUACAUAAUUGUAAUUGUUAUUUACCAGCAUUUGUUGGAUUCGAUGAAAAGAGAUAUGAGAAUUUCUUAGGUUAUAUGUAUGCUCCAAUCAGUAGUAGAUCAAUUGAUAAUGAAGAUCAUUUCUUUGUAAAAUUUGCAACUGAAUCAAUAGUUUUAUCAACGUUAACUUCGAAUCAAAACAUUUCGGAAUCAUUUGAAAAACAAUUACGUAUAUUCUAUUCAAAGAUUUCCGUUGACCUAGAUGAUAGAAAUUGGGAUCAAUUCUUAGCAUUAUCAACAACUUCAACAAAGUAUACUUAUAUUAAAGGUAAUUUCGAUGAUUUGCAAUGGAAACAAAGUAGUAAUAAUAGUAAUUUAAAAAAUAAUAAUAAAAAUAAUAAUAAUAAAAAUAAUAGACAAAUUAAUAAUAAUAAUAAUUCAUCAAUUGGUGAUGAGGAUGAAAAUGAUGAUGAAGAAAAUCAAAGAAUUAAAAAUUCAAAUAAUGGUGGUGGUGGUGGUGGUGGUGGUGGUGGUGGUGGUGGUGAUGGUAGUGGUGGUAAUAGUGAUGGUGAUAUAUUUAAAUGGGGAUAUCCAAUGGAUCCAAUUAAUGAAUUACAUUGGUGUGUUAUGUGCCCACCAAUAAAGAGUACUCAUAUAUGGAGAAUGAUUUUCAAUCAAUUCAAACACCAAAGAGUUGGUUCAUUAAAGUUUUUAUUUCAAUUAUCAAUUGGUGUUAUCAAUGUAUUCACAUCCUAUGUCGAAGCUAUUAAAUCAUCUAAUCAAUCUAUUCAACAAAUUUUAUCAGAUUAUAAUUUAUAUAAAUCAAAUUCGUCUUCACCAAUUACGACAACAACAACAACUACUACUAAUUAUCAACAACAACAUUAUAAACAAAAUUUAGAUCAACAACAACACCAACAACACCAACAACAACAACAACAACAACAAUAUGAAGAUACUAGUAUUUUAAAAACUAUGGGUACAUUUACAAAAUCAUUAGCAUCAUCAUUAAGUUCACCAUUAAUACCAACUCCAAAGGAAUUGGAUAUGCUUUUACAUGAUUUAUUCUUUGAAACUAAAGAUCCAUCUGAUAUUUAUCAUUUUAAUAAUAUUCCUGAAGAAGAAUUAAAUCAAUCACCAUUACCAAAUAAAAAUUCUAGAAUUAAAAGAUCACCAAUUGAUUCAUUAUUUUUUUCAUUUUCAAUAAUGUGUUUAAAUAUUCAAAGUUUAGUUGGUAUUUUAUUAUUUUGGAAUGAAUUUGUUGAAGAGAUUAAAUGGCAUUGGGAACAUCAAAUUUUAAUACCAAGAACAUUUUCAUCCUCUCAUAUUAGUGUUAAUAAUUGUUUAAUAUUUCAAAAGUUACAAAUGAUAAAUUAUUGUAUAAAGAGAAAACAAGAAUAUGAUCAUAUUUUUCAAUCGAAUGAAAAUCUUGAAAACAAUAAUAAUCAAAAACAACAACAACAAUCACAAAAUAAUAAUAAUAAUAACCAAGAUGGUUGGGAUGAUGAUGAUGAUGAUAUUAUUCCAGUAAUUGAUGAUGAAAAAGAACAAGAUGGUUGGGAUGAUUUUGAAGAUCCAUUAGAAGGUUUAGAUGACGACGACAACAACAACAACAAUAAUAAUAAUAAGAAAGAAGAAGAAGAAGGAGAAGAAAUUGAAUUAAAAUAUAGUGGUGGUGGUAAUAUAAAGAAACUAAAUGGUCAAUAUUUAUUAUAUCAUGAUAAAGAGAUUAUAAUACCAGAGACUCAAGAAUUUGGACCAAUGACUGAUGAUAUGGUACAAGAUCAAUUGAAUGAAAUGAGUGAUAUUAAUAUAUCACAAGAGAAAAGAAUUGAAAUGCAAACAGUUUCAUUAUUAUCCGAUAUGCAAUCAUUUAAAUACUUUAAUCCUGGUUCUGUAUUUGAAGAUUUCAUAAGAUGGCAUUCAAAUACUGAUUGGAUUACAAAACCCUCUGAAAUUGAAUCAAUUGAAAAAAGAUUAUUACAAGAAAAACAAAAUAAACAAAAAGAAAAUCAAGUUAAUAAUAAUAAUAAUAAUAAUAAUAAUAAUAAUAAUAAUAAUAAUAAUAAUAGUGACGAAGAUAUUGUAGUUGUUGAUAAUAAUAAUAAUGAUGAUAAUGAUGAUGAUGAUGAUGAUGAUGAUGAUGAUGAUGAUGAUGAUGAUGAUUUAAUUAAACCAAUUAUUGAAACAACAUUAAAUGAUGAAUUAAUUCAAAUAAUUGAUAAAUUUGAUGAAUCAAAAGGUAUAGAAAGAAAGAGUGGAUUUGGUAGAGAUGGUUGUCUUAGUCUUAGAAUGGCUGGUAAUCAUACAAUUUGGAGAAAAACUUGGAUAAAAUCAAAACCACUACCAAUUUCAAAACAAAAACAAUUAUUUGAUCAUACAAAACAAGCCAUAAAAUCUUUAAAUUAUUUAGAAUCAGUUUCACCUUCUGAUUUAGUUCAUCAAAUAAUGUCAGUAAUUUUAACAAGUAUUACAACAAUCUUUUCAAAUGAAAAAGCAAAGAGUAAUUUCUCAAGUGAAUAUUGUCUUGGUAUUGAUUUCCAACCAUUGAAACAAUUGGUUGAAAAGUUCUUUGAUACUGUCAAUUCUAUUUGGCCAUCACAAAUACCACAUUAUGAAUCUAUUAAAACUAAAGAUUUCGAUCCAAUCUUUAAGAAUUUACAAGAUAUUGAAAAUAGUUAUUCAAAAUUAAUCUCUUUAAAAACUAAAUUUUCAAAAUUAGAUAGAGUAAUUUUUAAUUUAUAUAGAGAUGGAUAUAGUGAUAUAUUAGAUAAAGAAUUUGAAUCAAUUUCAUAUUUAUUCUUUAAUGAAUUGGAUGAUUAUGAAUAUGAAAUGGAGAAUGGUGAUGGUAUACCUUCAUCAAUACAACCAAAUAUUAAAGAAUAUAUUACAAGAAGUUAUUCUCCAAGACCUUAUAAAUCUUCUCAAAUGAUGCCUCAUAAAAUGUAUACAUGUAUCUCUCCAUAUGAAUGUAGAAUUUCAACUUCAAUAUCUGAAGAAGAUUUAUAA
Dictyostelium discoideum AX4 is the source of this 3492-nucleotide messenger RNA. RefSeq lists its product as hypothetical. The record is from RefSeq and is a predicted model, not a curated record. Gene Ontology annotation, molecular function: GTPase activator activity. Bases 1 to 3492 code for a protein of 1163 amino acids. NCBI's taxonomy places the organism in Eukaryota, Evosea, Eumycetozoa, Dictyosteliales, Dictyosteliaceae. Gene Ontology annotation, cellular component: cytoplasm. The transcript has 6 exons.